AUGUCCUUCUUUUCGCGAGUCUUUCGUAAAGAGGCCGCGACAAAGAAACAGCCAAAGCCUACCACCGCCGUAGACACCAUUCCCACGAAGCCCAAAUGGACCGAUGCCUGGCAGCGGACAGAGGUCGCGCCGGAGGAAGUUCAAGAGCUGGUGCGAGGCUGUGUGCAUGAACUAAAGGCCCGAGCUCUUGACACUCCAUUCCUACUCCUACCGUUCCGCCCGAGCUCAGAUCCGAGUGCUGCCCGCACGUUUAUUCGCAAUUAUUUCAAUCAGUCGUUCGACAAGGGCUCGCCCGUGAACGGAGAUGCCUUAUCGCAGGAGCUUCGGCUCACUGAGCCGAUGGUCCUUUGUGGAGUGAUGAAAUGGUGCUGGAGCAGACUUCCCGGUGGUGUGGUCACCUGGGAGGCAUAUGAAACCUUUAAGAUGGGAGAAAAUGAUUCGGAUAUGGCCCGCGAUGCUUUCUCGACCUUCAUUCCUAUCGGUGGCGACUCCGAGGCCCGAACGAACAUUAUUAUCGACUUUUUCGAUCUUUUGGCUGCCAUUGCGGCCCAUGGAAAGUCCAAUGGAUUGGGUGGACGCAAACUUUCUCGUUAUGCUGGAUGGUGGGCCUUCGAGCACGUCGAUACCGGCGGUGGCUUUGAGGCCGCCUACAAGAACUGGGCUGUUGCCGCCGAUGCCACGAGUCACUUGUUCUUCGCCUAUCUCCGUUCAUUGUCUCCCGAUAUCCCUCGCGGUGUGAGCGCCAUCUCGACACUGCCAAUUUCCCUACAAUCCCUCGUUGAAGCAACCGAGUACCCUCCCGAGACCCCCACUUUACUUCAGGUUACGACUACAAAGGUGGUUAUGAUUGUGGAGAAUGUUUCGCCGACGCCAUUUUCGCUCCUGCGACGCGCCAAGAACUUCGAAUACCGCGACGAUGACUGGCAUCUGCAGGAGUUUGCCAACUACGAUGAUCCCAUCACCGCAUUGACUGAUGAGUGUCUACGCGUUCUCAAAUGUAUAUCCUCCGCAAAUGAAGUCAGCGUCUCCAGCACGAAGCAAUCCACUAGUUUGCGGGACGCAUCCUGGUCUCGCUUCGAAGAUAUUGGUUUCGGUGGCUCAAUUGAAUCCGACGAGGAGGAGAAGAAGGAAGCAACCCCGCCUCCAGUCUCGAGAAAGAGCGACUCUGCAGGGGGAUUGAGCAACGUGCCCAAGUCUGGAACUGGUGAUCUCGGUCGCCCUACUACCCCCUCAUGGGCGGACUUUAUGUCUUCUGGCUUUGCGGAUGAAAAUAUCAAGACCCAUGUGAGCCCUUUGCUGUUGCCUCCUGACAAGGUUCUGCCUCCAAUUGCAACCGCGCGUGGACAGAGCUCCCAGUCCCACAAGCGCUCUUUGAAUGACGAGCCCGCUCUCGAGCCAGCCGAGUUGGCUAGCAUCAACACCCUUGAUAUGGACGACUCAUUCUGGUGGGUGUGGAUCAGCAGCCUGUCUGGCGAUGAGCCCUCCUCUCGCAAGGCUGUGUUUGGCCGAUGCGCGCUUUUGGAGACAGUCAUUCGUGACACUAAAUGGCUGGUCCUUGAAGAGCAGGUGAAGGGAGCUGCCCCAGAGCCCGAGGCUGGUGCGCAGAUUGUUGAGAAGAAGCGAUUCUUCAGCUUUGGUAGCCGCAGGGGUAAGCUUAGCCGCAGCAAGUCAACCGCUAAGAAGGUCUCUUCUAUCGAAGAGUCGUACAACAGGGCCAACAACCAGGCUCCUCAGAGCAAGACUAGCAUCGGUCCUGAUCAGCACAAGCGAAUUCAAGCAGCCGCAGCCGCUCUCCAGCAGAAGCACCGCGAGCAAGAAGCAGAGGCGAAGGAGAGCCGCAACGAUUCCAAGACCGAUCGUUACUCGAAGACAAACUCUGUAAUGACCCUUCAACCUGCUAUCGUCAACGAGGCCUCCCAAGCUAUGAAGUGGACUAAGAACUACGACAAAGGUGCCUUCCGGGCAGCUUAUCUCAAAAAUAACCGGGCUGGCACUGGUGCCGCCGAAGAAGAGCUCGACAAUGACCUCUCCCCCCAGGUGACCGAAGAAAAACCUCGCACGCCCGUGGCGCCUCCAGCCCCUACAGAGCACGCUCCCGCUCCUCCCCCCAAAGAAGCAGCUGCAGCAGCUGCCACUCCUCUUCCUCCGUCUCCCAAGCAGCCAGCAAAGAAGGCAGUCAAGGUAAACACUCCUGAAGAGGAGAAGACUACCACACAGCCUGCCGUUGUUGAGCAGCCUCUUGAGCCUCGCGAGUCAGUCGAUGAGACCAAGAAGACGAAGAAGAAGACUUCCAACUCUGCUGCUUUCAAGAGCAUGUUCGGUACCAAGAAGAAGCCUGAACAACAGCAACCCCCGAUGAAGAACAUUGGUGCUAAGGAAACCUCAAGUGUGGCAGCUGCCCGCGCAGCUCUCGAGGCUAGACAAAAGGCCGCCCAGGAGUCCACGCCUGUGAAGAAGAAGCCCCUUCCCAAGGAAGCCGCUGUUGCCAUCGAGCCUGCGACUGCUGAGUCCGAGAAGCCCUCGACACCCAAGCAGCCCGAACAGCGCGCAAAGCCCACAACUGAGCGCCCAACCCAGCCUUUCGCCGCUAUUUCAGAGAACGGCGCGCCCCCAAAGACCAGACGCGCGCUCGAGUACGACGCCUUGUCGCGCGUUGACACCAACGAGCGCAACGCUGCCGACCAGGAAUUCUCAAAAUUCGACCAGGGCCCUCUAGUCGAGCAGCCGGCUUUCGUCCCUCAGGAAUCUCCCGUGGACGAUCAGCCAGCUCAGAAGACUGAGCUUCCCCAGACCCCUACCAAUGGUAACGGCGUUCGACCUGAGAGUGCUACCUCGCCUGAAUCAACCGGCGCCCAACACGACCGAUGGAAGGCUAUCCGCGAAGCCGCGGCCCUUCGGGCUGCUGCUGUCUACGAGGCCGGACCUGAGCAGGAGAAUGAGCAUGAGCAGGAGACCGAGCAGGAGACCGAGACUACCACCCGGACUAGCCAGUCCGAGCGCACUGAUGAGGGAGAUACCAGCGGAGAAGAGACCAUUGAGUCUCGCGUCGCUCGCAUCAAGGCCCGCGUCGCCGAACUGACCGGCAACAUGGAAGACGGACAGAAGCCUUAG
This is a messenger RNA of Penicillium soppii, 3111 nucleotides long. Its product is annotated as DUF1708 domain-containing protein. NCBI's taxonomy places the organism in Eukaryota, Fungi, Ascomycota, Eurotiomycetes, Eurotiales, Aspergillaceae. The coding region runs from base 1 to 3111 and encodes 1036 amino acids. The record is from RefSeq and is a predicted model, not a curated record. The transcript is spliced from 6 exons.